AUGAUUAAGAAAGAAGGGGAAUUAGAGGCUACUGCUAGAGAAGAAAUUGAGGAGUUAGAGAAAUUGUUGGAAAUUAGGGACUUAGCCGAGGAGGAAGAGUGGGCUCUUUCGGAGAAUUUGCUUCGCAUAAAGGAGAUUGAAGAAAAUAAGACGAAGGACCUGAAACAGAAAUCGAGGGUUAGAUGGGCCAAAGAGGGAGACGAAAACUCUAGCUUUUUUCAUUCAAUGAUUAAUUGUCGGAAGGAUGUUUUCGAGGGAGAUUUUGUUAACGUUUUGAAUGAGUUUUACUCGACCGACUCGUUCGGGAUCCUUGCUAAUCGCUUGAAGAAAGUUAUUGCUUCUGUUAUCUCGGAGAACCAAUCGGCUUUUCUCAAAGGGAAGUUUAUUCUCGAUGGCCCUUUAAUAAUUAGUGAGACGGUGAAUUGGUUAAAGAAGAAGAAAAAGAAGGCGUUUCUUUUUAAACUUGACUUCGAGAAAGCCUAUGACAAUGUGAACUGGGGUUUCGUGGAAUCGGUGAUGACUCAAAUGGGCUUUCCUCAGCGUUGGUGUAGAUGGGUGUCAGGGAUUUUAUCUUCGGCUAGAGCGGCGGUUCUUGCUCUUACGGCUUGUUUUUCUAAGGCUGUUGAUCUCGGUCUGGUGGAGGGGGUCAGUCUCCCAAACAAUGGGCCGAUUUUGUCUCACCUUUUCUUUGUCGAUGAUGCCUUUGUUUUUGGGGAAUGGUCGAGGGAAAGCAUUCUUAAUGUGGUCAGAAUCCUUCGGUGCUUUCGUAUAUGCUCGGGGCUUAGUAUUAAUCUGGUUAAGUCGAGUUUAAUUGGUAUUGGUAUUUCUGACUCGGAGGUGGUCGCUCUGGCAGCAGAUAUUGGGUGCAAGGCCGAACAGUUCCCCUUCAAGUAUCUCGGGCUUCCGGUGGGGGCCAAUAUGAAUCGGAUUUCGAAUUGGAAUUCGGUGGUUGAUAUGUUUGAAGCUAGGUUGUCCUUGUGGAAAGCGUCGGUUUUGUCGAUCGGGGGCAGGGUAACCCUUAUUAAGUCUGUUUUGCAAAGCUUACCUAUCUAUUACUUCUCCCUAUUUAAAGUGCCGGUUGGAGUCAUUAAACAGUUGGAAGCUAUUAUGAGGAAGUUUCUGUGGGGUGGCACGGGCGCGGAUAGGAAGACGUGUUGGGUUUCCUGGGAGUGUGUGACCUCUCCGAUCAGCUCGGGAGGGCUCGGGAUUCGUAAGCUUGGUCACGUUAAUAGUGCUCUCUUGUUUAAGUGGGCAUGGAGGUUUAAGGCGGAGGGUAAUUCUCUUUGGGCUAAAGUAGUUUUGGCCGUUCAUUCGCAUAACAGAUCCUAG
Molecule: messenger RNA, 1329 nt
Organism: Helianthus annuus (common sunflower)
Lineage: Eukaryota; Viridiplantae; Streptophyta; Magnoliopsida; Asterales; Asteraceae
Exons: 4
Coding region: 1-1329 (442 amino acids)
Source: RefSeq, a predicted model, not a curated record